AUGGAAAACUGUAAAAAAAAAAACAUUCCUGUAAUAAAUGAUCAUGAGUACUUCAAGAACUCUUAUAUUGAUGUGUUAAAUAAAAAAAGAGUAUUAUAUAAAUAUGUAUUCCUUUUUAACAAUUACAAGUUUAAAUUUAAAAUAAUAUCAACGUACUAUGAAUACCUAACUGUUUGCAAUAAUCUACUACGAGAUGUUACAACUUGCAAUUUAUUUUUUGGGCCCUUAAUUUUUUUUGAAAUGUUAGGGAAAUCCUUUUAUUAUCCUUACGUUCUAUAUAUAUAUGAUAAGGACAGUACAUACAGUGACAAAUGUCCUCAUCUGAGAUCCCUUAAAUUUGAAAAAUCGUCUAUUUUGAGCAUAGAACAUAUAAUAAAAAAGGGAAAGGAGAAAAAUGAUAAAUAUUUCAGAGGUAAAAUAAAUUAUAAUGAGAAAAUAAUAUUAGAUGCAAAUGAUAUUCCUGAGGAACUAAAAAAUUAUAAUUUAGACGGAAAGUAUAUAGUUGGGUACACAGAAAUGUAUUUGCUUUUUCAUAUGGGUAGAUCCUUUGAUUCACGAAUUGAAAGACUUGUAGUCGAUAAAUAUUAUCGAAACAAAGGUUUUGGUUUGCUAAUCAUGUAUAUAAGUAUAUACGUGCUUAAAUACUUAUACCAGUGUAAUAGAUGUGAUUUGAAUGUAGAAAAUGAUAUAGCUUUACGAAUUUACAAAAAAUUAAAUUUCUUUAAAGUUGAAACACAAGUGUAUCGGUUGAACUUACACUGCAAUUAUGAUUAUCUACCAAAUGAUAUUUCAAUACAAAAUGAUACCCAUAAUAUACAAUCCUUUAUGGAUAAUAUUACAGCAAAGAAGUAG
Molecule: messenger RNA, 852 nt
Organism: Plasmodium gonderi
Lineage: Eukaryota; Apicomplexa; Aconoidasida; Haemosporida; Plasmodiidae
Product: N-acetyltransferase
Exons: 1
Coding region: 1-852 (283 amino acids)
Molecular function (GO): acyltransferase activity, transferring groups other than amino-acyl groups
Source: RefSeq, a predicted model, not a curated record